This is a messenger RNA of Cantharellus anzutake, 2166 nucleotides long. RefSeq lists its product as uncharacterized. The transcript is spliced from 8 exons. The record is from RefSeq and is a predicted model, not a curated record. Lineage: Eukaryota; Fungi; Basidiomycota; Agaricomycetes; Cantharellales; Hydnaceae. The coding region runs from base 1 to 2166 and encodes 721 amino acids.
AUGGCUCGUUAUCCCGUUGGUUCUUUGCCUCUAGCACUCCCUAAAGAUAGGCUGACGGCGUCAUUGGCGCCCGACCCAGUUGCUGGCCUCUCAGUGGCAUCAUUCCAAAAAGAUACUCUGCGAGAGCAUCCGUCCGUUCAACGUCGAUCACGGGUCCUAGACACGGCUGCGCAUUACUCGUUUACUACACCUUUCCCUGUUCCGUUCCCUUACAGCAUCCCACCGCCUACCAAUAUCGAAGAUAGGGAGUCGAUUAGCCGUGGCAUCGAGAACUGGCUUCAGGAAAAGGAACCGCUCGUCGAGCAGCCUUUGGCUCCGACUGCUGAUGCCAAGGGAAAAUCAUUCGCCCCUGAUCUUUCACUGAGGAAGUAUGCUGCGACUAAGAAUGACUUUGUGAAGACACGUCACCUUCUUGGGCUUUCUCAGUCGUGCCUCAAGGACUUGCUCCCAGCCUUAGAUGUUGGGGAUGCGUUCACACUUUUGGGCGAUCCCUCUCUGGAACCGCUCGAAACAACAAGCACGCCAGACGAGCAUACUCCAACUCAAGCCACAGAGGCCUCUCACGAGCUUCUCGACGUACUCUCUGGUCACUCUGUCUUGAUGACUCCCCUUCCUGACUCAAAAGGAUACAGCCCUAACGAACCGGCAUACGCUCCUUGGUCUCUCCGGUAUUCUGGACAUCAGUUCGGUGUGUGGGCGGGUCCUCUGGGAGAUGGACGAGCUGUAUCAAUACUGGAAACGCCUCAUCCUGAUGAUCCUGAGAAAAUUCAUGAAAUCCAGCUAAAAGGGUCAGGUCGUACUCCAUUCUCGAGGAAUGCAGAUGGACUUGCAGUGCUUCGUAGUUCUAUUCGAGAAUUUUUAGGGUCCGAAGCCGUGAACGCACUGGGAAUCCCUACCACUCGUGCCCUUUCUCUCAUCUCACUUCCCGAAAUCUCUGUGGUUCGAGAAAGGCGUGAAACUUCCGCCAUCAUAUCUCGAGUGUCGCCUUCUUUCAUCCGGGUAGGCAAUUUCGAGGCUUUCAACCCUCCUCAAAGCUCGGGAGAGGUAGUGUACCUCUUUGGGGGUUCUUCGGCGAGUACGUCGCAACGAAACUGGGAGUCAUUGAGGAUUCUGGGUGAGUGGGUCGUAAGACGGGUUUUGAAACUUGGGAAAAAAGAAGGGGAACCCUGGGGGCGAGACUUAGUAACAGAGGCCGCUAGAAGGAACGCGAAGAUGGUUGCGGGCUGGCAGGCCUAUGGAUGGAUGCAUGGGGUGAUCAACACGGACAACGUCGCCGUCUCAGGUUUGACGAUUGAUUAUGGGCCCUACGCCUUUAUGGAUAUAUAUGAGUAUGCGCAUAUAUGUAACUCUGAAGAUGAUAUGGGCAGGUAUUCUUUCAAGAUGCAACCAACAAUGAUUAUUUAUGCAGCCCAGAUGCUCCUUCGUUCUCUCGCCCCAUUGAUUGGGGCAGAAGAAGAAAGUGGCAAGGCGGUGGAGGAAGGUUGGGCUGACAAUGUCCCCAAGGAGAAAAUAGACCAAUGGCACGAUAAAGGUCUCGCCCAUGCCGUGUCAAUCGAGGUCGAGAUACAGGAAAUACGUCUGGGCCUUCGGAACACAGAAGACUUCAAGGCUAAGCGGACUCUCCUAACAUCCCUUCUCAAUCUCCUUGAAGAAAACCUCGUGGACUUCCACAGUUCAUUUCGCAAACUUUCAUUCUUCCGUCCUUCGCUUCUUGAUGAAUCGAAUUCGGGAGCAUUAAGUAUGUUCAUCGACACUCUCGACGAGUUCGUCCCAUCGUUUAGGAAAGCGGAAGUACCUGAUGCUUGGAAGAAAUGGCUGGAAAGCUAUGCGGAACAUAUUAACAGGGAGGACCCCCGGGCAUGGAAAGGCAAGGGGGGACAAGAUUGGCUAGAUGUACGAGAAGCAUUGAUGAAGAGUGUGAACCCCCGAUUCGUAUUGAGACAAUGGGUGUUGGAGGAUGUCAUAAAAGUGUGUCAAGAUGGAGAUUUGAGGCGAAGUAGGGCUGUUCUUGGGAAAAUACUUCGAAUGGCCACUGAACCAUUCCGCCCGUGGGGAGGUGAGGGACGUGAAGAAGCGGACCUCUCUGCUGAAGAGCUCCAGGAAAGAAGAGUUUGCUCCAUUGGAGAGCAGAAGAUGAGAGGUUUCCAAUGCAGUUGCUCAAGUUAG